AUACAUACAUACAUACAUACAGUACUUUCCAAGCAAUUAGUCUCGCAUCUCCAGCUCCAGAUCAAGCUCCAUCGAGCAUCUUUUAAACCCCAUUUGCGCCUACGACCACGACACCACCACCACCACCCACUACACACACCACAGCACAAUGCUCACCCGCCGCACAACCCUCCUCACGGCCCUCCUCGUCGCCAGCACCUUCGUCCUCUUCCUGAACGUUGAUUUUUUGUCAAAAUACGCGGGGUCACCACUUGCUGUGCCUGUUGCGCCUGGGGGGUUCCCCGCGGGGGCGCCUGGGGGGGAGGGACUGGGAGAUGGGGGAUGGCCGGCGGCGCCGGAGAGGCCGCAGGUAUUUGGUGAUGGGGGGUUGGCUGUUGUUAAUGAUAAGGAUGGUGGGUUGGGGGGGUUGAAUGGGGAUGGCGGUCUUGGUGGUUUGGGAGGGGAUAAGGAUGCGGGUUUUGGGGGGGACAAUAAGAACGCUGGUCUGGACGGAUUUGGGGGAAACAAGGACAGUGGUCUUGACGGCCUGGGGGGAGAUAAUAAGAACGCUGGUCUGGACGGCCUCGGUGGCCUCGGUGGCCUAGAUGGCAACAACGAGAGCAAAGAAGCUGGCAACACCGCGCCAAUUGACUUCCCACCCUCAAACACCGAUAGCACCACCAUCGCCGUCCCUCCCGCCAUCCUCCCAGAAACCACCACCACCAACACCAACCCCAAUACCAACCCAGCACCCACCAACGCCGACGGCUCUCCAAAAAACACCUACUUCGACCAAGCCUUCUCGGCCUCCCCCCCCACGCCCUACGACUUCCCCGCCCUCACAGCGCAAUGCGCACGCACGCACUGGCGCACCGACGACGUCUACCUCCAAUGCGGCGGCAUGGCCGCUGGCCUCACCUCCAUCAUGUCUCAAGUCAAAGUGUGCUUAAAAAUGGCCUUCGAAGCCGGUACCGGGCUCGUCCUCCCCAGCAUGCCGCUGCGCGACUCGGAGCACCUCGAGCAAUUCAACCUCAUGAACCAGGAUGCGUAUAUGACGUACGACCAGUGGUUCGAUGUUGCGCACCUCAUGGACUCCGUCAAGCGCGUGUGUCCGCAGAUGAAGAUCGUGCACCCGGCGCAGCUUGAUACGGCGGAGUACCCCGUGAAGAAUAAGUGGCUUAUCAAGCUCGAGGAUGCGAAGGGGUAUAGGCAGUUCCAGAGCUAUUUCUGGACUGGGCGGCCGUUCGCGACGUUCUUCGAUGAGCAGUAUACUAAACUCACGCAGCUGGAUAAGUUGAAUCCGCAUAACAAGGCUGCUGUGGAGCAGGGGGCGCCGGCGAAGAAGGGGAUGACUGUCGUGAAGAUGUCGAGUAACUUCCUCCUUUUCCGCAUUACCGACGACCCGACGGGACAGGAUCUGAAACUCUGGAACGACCUGGGCCAUCUGAUCCGCUUCACGCAACCGACGCGCGAUCUCGUCUCCGCGCUCCUCGGCCACGUAUCACGCCCGUUCUACGGCGUGCAUUUCCGCGUCGAGAAGGACACGAUCUGGUCCUCGCUCGAGAACCAGCUCAAGGUCGACCUUGACGCGCUGGAUAAGGCGUGGGGGAUGUUUGGCACCCCCGGCGGGGAGAAGCCGCUCGUCUACCUUGCGUGCGGGGACCAGGAGCAGGUUGCUAAGUUUGUGGAGGCGGGUAAGGCGCGCGGGUGGGAGGUGACGCAUAAAUGGACGCUUGCUGGGGGGGAUAAGACGACGCUUGAGAAGAUUGAUGCGCUGCCGUUUGAUUUUCAGGGGGCGGUGGAUAUGGGGUUUAUGGUUAAGAGUGAGUUCUUCUUGGGGAUUACGGGGAGUGCGUUUUCGAGCACGAUUGGGAAUGCGAGGGAUGUUACGGGGAGGUAUAGGGGGAGUUCGUUGUUGUUGGGGAAGGGUGGGGAUGGGGGGGCGAGGACGCAUUUGUUUAAUGAUGGGGAUGCGAGUCUUUAUGCUUGUUGUUUGUGA
Molecule: messenger RNA, 1978 nt
Organism: Pseudogymnoascus verrucosus
Lineage: Eukaryota; Fungi; Ascomycota; Leotiomycetes; Thelebolales; Thelebolaceae
Exons: 1
Coding region: 149-1978 (609 amino acids)
Source: RefSeq, a predicted model, not a curated record